Molecule: messenger RNA, 1449 nt
Organism: Penicillium psychrosexuale
Lineage: Eukaryota; Fungi; Ascomycota; Eurotiomycetes; Eurotiales; Aspergillaceae
Exons: 5
Coding region: 1-1449 (482 amino acids)
Source: RefSeq, a predicted model, not a curated record
AUGGCUGAACCAACUGCUCCCACUGCCGUGUAUAGCACCCACAAGGAGAAGGUUCUUCUCCGCAUUGCAACUGGCGGAGCUGGUCAGUCUGGUCUGCUGGAGGCUUUGGCAAAAAGUUUCGUCCAAUAUUGUGUCGAUCACAAGAAAGCUGAGCCUUUCCUUAUUGAAUGGUACAAGACUGAUACUACUCUUAUGAUUGAGAAUCUGCUCAAAGAGGUCGUGGAUAUCGCUAUCACGUCUCAUGCGCUAAAUGACAAGGUCAUUGACCGAGUCGUUCUGUUUACCAAGUUGUUCAACCGAAUGGAAGAGAGCAAGAAUUCAGCGAAGCCCAUCAAGUUCCUGUCGCGUUAUGACAGAUCCGAUGGAAACAUCGUAGAGUCUCUGCUCUGGGCCACGAUUGGCCAGGUUCCAUGGGCCGAUCCUCCAACCUCGUGGUAUCACAUGUUCCCUGGUUUGUCCUUUCAAGCUAUACGUGAGGCGGCCUGUAAAGGCGAAUACACCGUGACAGACAAGGAGACUUGGCUGGCGAUCGAAGAUGAGACGAGAAAACAGCUUACAAUCUUUGCCGAAGGAAACGACGACGAAAACGAUCUUCUACUUAACCAUGCUCACAUUCUGGUCGGUAAGAAUGCCAAAAACAAAGCAACGGCAAACGACUUUGCCGACUGGAUGGUUCGGGAUGACGGUGGCCAGCAGGUCAUCAGGAGCUUCACGAAGAGCGGAGAGGUCCUGUACUCGACUAUUCCAGCAGGAGUCGACCCUCUAGACCGUGUCAAGGGGCUUCUAGGAUUCUCCGGCUCGACCAAGGCAGCUUUCCCAGUUGAAUGGGCAGAGGGUGAGAUUUACUUCUUCAAUGAUAACCAGUAUGCUCGCAUCGAUCCCAAUAAAGAGCACGACGACCAACGUGGUAGCGACAUUUUGUCAAUGUGGCCCGGGCUUAAGAAAUUCGGAUUUUCCCCGAUAAAUUCCAUAUUCACUGCAACAGACAACGAAAAGGAAGCAUACUUUUUCUGUGGAUCUCGUUGCUUGAGAAUGCAUGGUGGGACCGGAGUUCCCAACGGCAAUCCAUUCAGGUUCCAGGAGAAAUGGCCUGCCCUGAAAGAUGUGGGCUUUGACCUGGUGGACGCAUCAUUGCCUUUCAGUUUCAAAGGAAGCGAGUAUCAACAUGUCGUAUGUUUCUUCCGCAAGGAAAGGUACGCUCUAAUUGAUGUCAUCCGGAAUAUACUCUUGGAAUCGGGUAAUAUCGCGUUGCGCUUCAAUGCUUUGGCAGCAGCCAAGUUCAAGACAGUCGAUGCUGUUGUGUUUCAGCCGAGAACGAACAAACAUGAGGCGUGGUUUUUCUCCGGCAAACAGUAUGUUCUUGUCCAUUUGAUUGGUGACUCUAUCGCCCGGGGACCGUUGGACGUCGCAGCCCAAUGGAAAUCUUUGAAGGCUGCUGGGUUCUAUUGA